CGCCCCGGCAGCGUGUCUGGCUUGCCUUUCCGCAUCCCUCUGUCCAUCUCCAAGUCCCUCAGUCAGACUGUACCGAGCGCGGGGCCGCAGCAGAGGUGCCCUCCUGCAGACCCGCCACACCCCCAGCCAGGCCGGAUUGGAGUGCCCCCAACACCAUGGGCUGGGGAGCCGGUGGAAGCUGUACUCCGCGCCCACCAAUCCGCCAGCAGCCUGGGUCCGAGACUCGCGUGAUCACAGUGGUCUUCCUUGGCCUCCUGCUGGACCUCCUGGCCUUCACUCUGCUGCUGCCCCUGCUGCCCGGGCUGCUGGAGAGCCACAGCCGGGCCCACGACCCCCUCUAUGGCUCAUGGCAGCGAGGAGUGGACUGGUUUGCCGCAGCCAUCGGGAUGCCAGCAGAGAAGAGGUACAACAGCGUCCUGUUCGGAGGUCUGAUUGGCUCCAUCUUCUCAGCCCUGCAGUUCCUCUCAGCACCACUCACGGGGGCCAUUUCGGACUGCCUGGGGAGGCGCCCAGUGAUGCUGUUGUCCCUGGCAGGUCUGGCCUCCUCUUAUGCUGUGUGGGCAGCCUCGGGGAGCUUCGCAGCCUUCCUGGCCUCCAGGGUGAUUGGUGGCAUCAGCAAGGGGAACGUCAGCCUCUCCACAGCCAUUGUGGCCGACCUGGGCUCUCCGCCCGCCCGAAGCCGAGGCAUGGCAGUCCUCGGGGUGGCCUUCUCGCUGGGCUUCACGCUGGGCCCCAUGCUGGGCGCCUCCCUGCCUGUGGAGACCGCGCCCUGGCUCGCCCUGCUCUUCACCGUCUCUGACCUGCUGUUUCUCUUCUGCUUCCUGCCGGAGACACUGCCCCUGGAGAAGCGGGCGCCCUCCAUCACCCUGGGGCUCCAAGCUGCUGCGGACCUGCUCAGCCCCCUGGCCUUGUUCCGCUUCUCUGCCGUGGCCCGUGGCCAGGACCCGCCCACUGGAGACAGCCUCAGCCACCUGCGCCGCCUGGGCCUGGUCUACUUCCUGUACCUCUUCCUGUUCUCGGGCCUGGAGUACACACUAAGCUUCCUUGCACACCAGCGCUUCCAGUUCAGCAGCCUGCAGCAGGGAAAGAUGUUUUUCUUCAUCGGACUCACCAUGGCCACCAUCCAGGGCGCCUACGCCCGGCGGAUCAGCCCCGGCAGAGAAAUUGCAGCUGUGAAGCGGGCCAUCCUGCUGCUGGUCCCUGCCUUCCUCCUCAUCGGCUGGGGGCACACACUGCCUGUGCUGGGCCUGGGGCUGCUGCUCUACUCCUUCGUGGGUGCCUCACUGAUGCCCUCCACCCCCAGCUGCCGCUGUCGUGGUGCCCUGCCUGUCUUCCGUGGUCGCCGGCUAUGGCUCGCCUGGGCAGAAGGGCACGGUCAUGGGCACACUGCGGAGCCUGGGCGCUCUGGCCAGGGCGGUGGGGCCCAUGGCGGCUGCCUCAGUGUACUGGCUGAUGGGUGCCCCGGCCUGCUUUACCGUGUGCUCAGGGCUCUUCCUGCUCCCCUUCCUCCUCCUGCGGACCCUGCCGCCUCUGGCGUGCGCACUCAAGGCCGAGUAGCAGAGCCAGCCCCACCCAGGCCGGGCAGCUGAGGCAGGAAGUCGGAGUCUGGGCCAAGACCACCCCUUUCUUCGCCCUGGGGCCCAGCCUAGGACGUCGCAGGGGCCCCUCCAACACUCCAGACCCGGGCAACCCUGCCUGUUACACACAUAGUCGGGGACUCUGGUUUGUUUUUUACACUUUGGAACAGGCAAUCAGCCAGGCGUCCGAAUGACAAUAAAGCAGCUAUUUUAUAACAAG
Artibeus jamaicensis (Jamaican fruit-eating bat) is the source of this 1797-nucleotide messenger RNA. RefSeq names its product major facilitator superfamily domain containing 10 (gene SLC75A1). Gene Ontology annotation, molecular function: transmembrane transporter activity. The transcript has 13 exons. The record is from RefSeq and is a predicted model, not a curated record. Gene Ontology annotation, cellular component: brush border membrane. Bases 156 to 1589 code for a protein of 477 amino acids. Lineage: Eukaryota; Metazoa; Chordata; Mammalia; Chiroptera; Phyllostomidae. Gene Ontology annotation, biological process: transmembrane transport.